Megalops cyprinoides (Indo-Pacific tarpon) is the source of this 6511-nucleotide messenger RNA. RefSeq names its product low density lipoprotein receptor-related protein 6 (gene lrp6). The transcript is spliced from 23 exons. Gene Ontology annotation, biological process: Wnt signaling pathway involved in somitogenesis; chemical synaptic transmission; canonical Wnt signaling pathway. Lineage: Eukaryota; Metazoa; Chordata; Actinopteri; Elopiformes; Megalopidae. The record is from RefSeq and is a predicted model, not a curated record. Bases 96 to 4931 code for a protein of 1611 amino acids. Gene Ontology annotation, molecular function: Wnt receptor activity; Wnt-protein binding.
UCGCAACAAUCCGACAAUUCAGUGGAAGAAACGGAACCGAGCGAUGGUAUCCCCGCGUUGAAGAGGAGCGGCGGGGGCAAGAAAAAGGGAGAAAGAUGGGCGCCGUUCUGCGGAGUCUGCUGUGGUGUAGUUUUUGUUCGCUAAUACGAGGUGCCCCCCUCCUCCUGUAUGCGAACCGGCGGGACUUGCGGCUUGUGGACGCCGCCCAGGGGCGGGGCAACGCCACGGUGCUGGUGAGCGGGCUGGAGGACGCGGCGGCCGUGGAUUACAUCUAUGCGCAGAGCCUCAUCUUCUGGAGCGACGUGAGCGAGGAGGCCAUCAAGCGCACCAGCUUCAACCGGACAGCAGGGGGCGCCCAGACCGUGGUGGUCUCGGGCCUGGCCUCCCCGGACGGCCUGGCCUGUGACUGGCUGGGCCUCAAGCUUUACUGGACUGACUCGGAGACCAACCGGAUCGAGGUGGCCGACCUGGACGGGUCCCUGCGGAAGGUGCUGUUCUGGCAAGACCUGGACCAGCCCAGAGCCAUCGCCCUGGACCCAGCCAGAGGGUACAUGUAUUGGACAGACUGGGGCGAGAUCCCCAAGAUUGAGCGGGCUGGCAUGGAUGGCACCAGCCGCUCAGUGAUCAUAGACAGCAACAUCUACUGGCCCAACGGACUGACGCUCGACUACAGCCAGCAGAAGCUGUACUGGGCCGACGCGAGGUACAGCUUCAUCCACCGCUCCGACCUGGACGGAAACGCGCGGGAGGUGGUGGUGAAAGGCUCCCUCCCCCACCCCUUUGCCCUGACGCUGUAUGAGGACACGCUCUUCUGGACCGACUGGACCACGCACUCGAUCCACUCCUGCAACAAGGUGACGGGGGACGACCGGCGGGAGGUCCACUCCAACAUCUUCUCCCCCAUGGACAUCCACGUCUUCAGCCAGAAGAGACAGCCCCCUGCUGUCACGAGCCCCUGCAUGGUGAAGAACGGUGGCUGCUCUCACCUGUGCCUGCUGUCACCUGUGAAGCCCUUCUACCAGUGCGCCUGUCCCACGGGGGUGCAGCUAUUGGAGGACCACAAGACUUGCCGGGAUGGUGCCACCCAGCUGCUGCUCCUGGCCCGGCGGACCGACCUGCGCCGCAUCUCCCUGGACACGCCCGACUUCACCGACAUUGUCCUGAAGGCCGAGGACAUCCGGCACGCCAUCGCCAUCGACUACGACCCCGUGGAGGGCCACGUGUACUGGACAGACGACGAGGUGCGGGCCAUCCGCCGAGCGCGGCUGGACGGCAGCGACAGCCAGCUGGUGGUCACCUCGCAGAUCAACCACCCGGACGGCAUCGCCGUGGACUGGGUCGCCCGCAACCUCUACUGGACCGACACCGGCACCGACCGCAUCGAGGUGACCCGCCUCAACGGAACCAUGCGCAAGAUCCUGGUGUCGGAGUGCCUGGACGAGCCCAGGGCCAUCGUUCUGGACCCUGUGGCGGGGCACAUGUACUGGACAGACUGGGGCGAGAUCCCAAAGAUCGAGCGGGCGGCUCUGGACGGGACGGACCGGGUGGUGAUGGUCAACACCUCGCUGGGCUGGCCCAACGGCCUGGCGCUGGACUAUGCCGAGAGCAAGAUCUACUGGGGGGAUGCCAAGACGGACAAGAUCGAGGUGAUGAACAUGGACGGGACGGAGCGCAGGAUCCUGGUGGAGGACAAGCUGCCGCACAUCUUCGGCUUCACACUGCUGGGCGACUUCAUCUACUGGACGGACUGGCAACGGAGGAGCAUCGAGCGCGUGCACAAGCGCUCGGCCGAGCGCGAGAUCAUCAUCGACCAGCUGCCCGACCUCAUGGGCCUCAAGGCCACCUACGUGCACGAGACCUUCGGCACGAACCCCUGCGCCGAGAACAAUGGGGGCUGCAGCCACCUGUGCCUGUACAAGCCCCAGGGCGUGCAGUGCGCCUGCCCCAUCGGCCUGGAGCUCAUUGGGGACAUGAGCACCUGCAUCGUCCCUGAGGCCUUCCUGCUCUUCUCCCGCCACACCGACAUCCGCCGCAUCUCCCUGGAGACCAACAACAACAACGUGGCCAUCCCCCUCACCGGCGUCAAGGAGGCCUCGGCGCUGGACUUCGAUGUGACUGACAACCGCAUCUACUGGACGGACAUCACGCUGAAGACCAUCAGUCGGGCCUUUAUGAAUGGCAGCGCCCUUGAGCAUGUGGUGGAGUUCGGCUUGGAUUACCCAGAAGGCAUGGCGGUGGACUGGCUGGGGAAGAACCUGUACUGGGCCGACACCGGCACCAACCGCAUCGAGGUGGCCAAACUGGACGGGCAGCACCGGCAGGUUCUGGUGUGGAAGGACCUGGACAGCCCCCGGGCCCUGGCCCUGGACCCAGCGGAGGGCUUCAUGUACUGGACAGAGUGGGGCGGCAAGCCCAAGAUCGACCGCGCCGCCAUGGACGGGACGGGGCGCACGACGCUGGUCCCCAACGUGGGGCGCGCCAACGGCCUCACCAUCGACUACGCCGAGCGGCGGCUCUACUGGACCGACCUGGACACCACGCUCAUCGAGUCCUCCAACAUGCUCGGGCUGGAGCGCGAGGUGAUUGCAGAUGACUUGCCCCACCCCUUCGGGCUGACUCAGUACCAGGACUACAUCUACUGGACGGACUGGAGCCAGCGCAGCAUCGAGCGGGCCAAUAAGACCAGCGGGCAGAACCGCACCGUCAUCCAGGGCCACCUGGACUACGUGAUGGACAUCCUGGUCUUCCACUCCUCGCGCCAGGGGGGCUGGAACGCUUGCGCCUCCACCAAUGGCCACUGCUCCCACCUCUGCCUGGCCGUGCCGAUCAGCAGCUUCGUCUGCGGCUGCCCUGCCCACUACUCCCUCAACGCUGACAACAAGACCUGCAGCGCCCCGACAUCCUUCCUGCUCUUCAGCCAGAAGGCGGCCAUCAACCGCAUGGUGAUCGACGAGCAGCAGAGCCCCGACAUCAUCCUACCCAUCCACAGCCUGCGCAACGUGCGGGCCAUCGACUACGACCCCCUCCACAAGCACCUGUACUGGAUCGACCUGAAGCAGAACGUCAUCCGCCGUGCCCAGGAGGACGGCAACCAGAGUAUGACCGUGGUGUCCAGCACAGCGGGGAGCCUGGGCCUGCAGCCGUAUGACCUCAGCAUCGACAUCUACAGCCGCUUCAUCUACUGGACCAGCGAGGCCACCAACGUCAUCAACGUCACCCGCACCGACGGCCAGCGAGUGGGCGUGGUCCUCCGCGGGGAGCAGGACAAGCCCCGGGCCAUCGUGGUCAACCCCGAGAGAGGGUACAUGUACUUCACCAACCUGCAGGAGCGCUCGCCCAAGAUCGAGCGGGCGGCGCUGGACGGCACGGAGAGGGAGGUGCUGUUCUUCAGCGGCCUGGGCAAGCCCGUCGCCCUGGCCAUCGACAACGAGGUGGGCAAGCUGUUCUGGGUGGACUCGGACCUGCGGCGCAUCGAGAGCAGCGACCUCUCCGGCGCCAACCGCAUCGUCAUCGCCGACUCCAACAUCCUGCAGCCGGUGGGGCUGACGGUGUUCGGCAGCCACCUGUACUGGAUCGACCGGCAGCAGCAGAUGAUCGAGCGCAUCGACAAGACCACCCGCGAGGGCCGCACCAAGAUCCAGGCCCGCAUCGCCUCGCUCAGCGACAUCCACGCCGUCCACCAGCUCGACAUGGCCGAGUACAAUAAGCACCCCUGCACCUCAGACAACGGUGGGUGCUCGCACAUCUGCAUCGUCAAGGGAGACGGCACCACCCGCUGCUCCUGCCCGGUUCACCUGGUGCUGCUGCAGGACGAGCUCUCCUGUGGAGAGCCCCCGACGUGCUCCCCGGAGCAGUUCUCCUGCACGUCCGGCGAGGUGGACUGCAUCCCGCAGGCCUGGCGCUGCGACGGCUACCCCGAGUGCGACGACGGCAGCGACGAGCGCGACUGCCCCGUCUGCUCCGAGUCCGAGUUCCAGUGCGACAGCCGGCAGUGCGUCGACCUGUCCCUGCGCUGCAACGGCGAGGUCAACUGCCAGGACCGCUCCGACGAGAACAAGUGCGAAGUUCGGUGCCCGGUGGAUCAGUUCAGAUGUGCCAACGGACAGUGCAUUGGGAAACACAAGAAGUGCGACCACAACACGGACUGCACUGACAAUUCAGAUGAACUGGGCUGCUAUCCCACAGAGGAGCCUUCCCCCCAGCCCACCAGCACCGUGGUCUCCAUCAUCUGCGUGAUCCUGGCGCUGUUUGUGGUGGGCGCCAUGUAUUUCGUGUGCCAGCGCGUCCUCUGCCCUCACAUGAAGGACGAUGGGGAGACCAUGACCAACGACUUCGUGGUGCACGGACCGUCCUCUGUCCCCCUGGGAUACGUGCCGCACCCCAACUCCCUCUCAGGGUCGCUGCCAGGCAUGUCGCGAGGGAAGUCUGUGAUGAGCUCGCUGAGCAUCAUGGGAGGCAGCAGCGGGCCACCCUACGACCGCGCCCACGUCACCGGCGCCUCCUCCAGCAGCUCCUCCAGCACCAAAGGCACUUACUUCCCCCCGAUCCUGAACCCACCUCCCUCUCCUGCCACCGAGCGCUCCCACUACACCAUGGAGUUUGGCUACUCCUCCAACAGCCCCUCCACACACCGCUCCUACAGCUACAGGCCGUACAGCUACCGGCACUUUGCUCCGCCCACCACCCCCUGCAGCACAGACGUGUGCGACAGCGACUACACGCCUGGCCGCCGCAUCGCGCCUGCCGCCAAGGGCUACACCAGCGACCUCAACUACGACUCGGAGCCCUUCCCCCCGCCCCCGACCCCCCGCAGCCAGUACCUGUCGGCGGAGGAGAACUGUGAGAGCUGCCCGCCAUCCCCGUACACCGAGCGCAGCUACUCCCACCACCUGUACCCCCCGCCCCCUUCCCCCUGCACGGACUCCUCCUGAGCCCCGCCCAGUGCCCCGCCCCUUCCCCGGCUCCGCCCCUUCCCCGGCUCCUCCCCCCUCACUGUAAAUAUCAAUUGUGCAUAUUAUGAGGAAAAAAAAGACAUUUAUGGAAGAGGGCGGAGAAAAUGGGGAUUCUGUACAGUAUGAAAGAUAUGUUAUAAAGGAAAGGGGCGGGGCACAGACAAGCUGGAGAACAUUUGUACAGUAAAGAAAAAAAAUAUUUAUAUAUUUUCUAUACAGCAUCUUCUGGUUGUGCCAUAGGAGUUUGUAUUAAAAAAAGAAAUUUGUACAUUUUUUUAAAAAAGGUUUUAUUAAGUCAUCACAAACAAAAUACAUUGCCUUAAUCCAGGAGAUAAAAAAACUACCUUCCUAAGAGGCUGAAGAAAAUCAUAAAAUGCAUAGAAAGGGACACCUUGAGAUGGAAUUAUCUGAUGCCAAAAAAUGUUUGCUGUACAUGACAAAGGAGAGGUUGGAUGGGGAAAGACCCGGAUGCCCGUCCGAGGAGGCGAGGAGUCGUGUGAGGCAGCCAUGUUGUCACCAUUAAGCACCCAUCUCUCAGUUCACUGUUCCUACCUGGACAGUUUGCAGACCUGUUGCACAUUGAUUCUGAAAGUUGAGAGGAGAGACAGGUGUGGUUUUACCUCUUUUUUUGUGUUGGGAUUCUGAAUACCCCACCUUCAACUGGAAUAAUAUCUAAAAGAAAAAAACUGAAAACCUUCAUUGUCAACCCUGGUGUGCUGCAGAAUGCCUUUAUGAAAAGAAAGCCGUUGAAGCAAUAAUGGAUGGAUAAGUUCGAUAAUCAGUUCCUGCAGCAGCCAUCACAUAGGUGUUGCCCCCUUCCCUCUCUGCCCCUCCCCCCUGCCCACUGUCCAAGGCCUGUUUACAUCGAGACCUCCAGCUGCUAUCCUCGCCAGAGUGUACAGACCCCAUUAAGAGUGUCUUAACUCUCCGUCUGCCUGAGCUGGCCCUGCGUUCAGACAACCAGGACAGCAGAGCAGACAUUAGGAACUUGCUCCCCUCAGAGGGAGUUUGGAUUGUUGCCGACUCCCAAAUGCCAGCUGCCAUUCUACAUCACCGAUCCUGAGACCUGUAUCCGGAUGAGCCGCCUUCAGUCACGUGACGGGAAAUGGCUGAGCAGCUGCAGUCACGUGACCGGAAAUGGCUGAGUGACUGCAGUCACGUGACAGGAAGUGGCUGAGCACCUAUGGUCACGUGACAGGAAAUGGCUGAGCAUGGUGGCCAAUUCUGUGCAUCCAAAAUAGACUCGGUACGUUAAGAGCAAGUAACCAAAAUCGGUUUUAUCACUUUUUUUUUUGUUUUGUUUUUAUUUUUUUUAAUGCCAGACUGCAACUGUGGACUAAUCUGUGUGGAGGAACCAAGACCCAAAGUAUCAUAACAUCACUUCCUUUCUCUCAGCCCUCUUCACCACAUGCAGUCCUUGUAGCUCUCUCCCCCUCCCCCCCCCCCCACAGGGAAUGGAAGACUCUCAAUCAACCAAGGACAAGUUAUCGUGCCUGACCAGUUUUAAAACUGUUUUUAUUCAGAUUUUAAAAUCCAGUGCCCGCAAAAUAUUUUCAAUA